This is a messenger RNA of Sycon ciliatum, 3313 nucleotides long. Its product is annotated as coiled-coil alpha-helical rod protein 1-like. Lineage: Eukaryota; Metazoa; Porifera; Calcarea; Leucosolenida; Sycettidae. The transcript is spliced from 19 exons. The coding region runs from base 214 to 2652 and encodes 812 amino acids. The record is from RefSeq and is a predicted model, not a curated record.
CAAGAAUGAGCUGAGCGAUGAGUGACGACCAUUGAUCUUGUUGUGUUGGCAGGGAGUUCGACAAAGUAUUCUUUGAUGCUGCUAGUACUAGUAGUAGUGUGUCCUGUCCAUCAACUCUCUUUACGGAGAUCUAAGUGAUUAGUGCAAAGUGGCAUGCACUGAUGCAGAACAUCGGUGGAAUUAGUUGAGGUCUCGUGUUUGUGCCAUGCAGACAUGUCGAGCAGUGGUGCUGAUAGACCUCCUGAAUUCUCCCAACUGUUACGUGAGAUAGACACGGUAGUAAGUACUAGUGAACAGCGUCAUCGCAGUGAGUUGCAAACUCUACGCCAGAAAGCUGUGGAUUCCUCAUCACAGAUCAACAGUUUAGAGCGUCGGUUGCAGUCACAGACUCAACACAAUGGCACUCUACAGUCAGAAAUCCUACAAUUACAGCGACAGCUGCGUCAGUACUCGGGUGUGUCAGAGCAGCUGGAAGAUUUGCGUGCACAGUCUGAGCAGCUCAGACAGACCCAUGAGCAGUCCAAGGCCAAGCACAAGCGCCACAUGCAACGUGCUAAGGAUCGACACGCUCAGCUGGAGGCUGAGAAUGCAUCAAAGACCACUGAGCUGGAAUCUGCACGUCAAAACCUCCAGUCUGCUCGAACACAGCUAGCAACAGCCGCGGCGGAUGAGCGCAGUUGCAAGGAAGAGCUGAGUUCUGUGCGGCAGAGGACGAACUCAUUGGCGGAAAAAUGUAGCUUGCUACGGCAACAACUGGAACAGUGUGAGGCAGAUCGCACAUCCCUUCAGUGCCAAGCUCAGGAGACUAGCCAGAAGUAUCAAAAUCACAUUUCCGAGCUAGAGUCAAAGGUUCACACACUUCGCAUGACCAGCACUAGUAACCUGGAGCUCACGAAGUCAUCUUUGGACAAAGCCCAAACACAAGUUCAGCAUCUAACAGAGGAAAACCUUUCACUGAGAAGACAAGUUACAAAAACUAAUGGCGAACUAGAACUUCUGAACGUUAACUACGCCUGCCUGAAGGAUGAACUAUCAGCAAUCAAGGAGGACUUACUGCAUGCACAGCACACUGAAAAACGUGAUGCUAGUCGAGUGGCUGAGCUGGAGCACAAGCUAUUGCAGAAAGAUGAUGUCGUCAGGGCAUUUGAGGAAAGCCAGGAACGAAGCUCAUCAGCAGAACUUAAUCGCUUGCGUCAAGAGGUGGACAAUCUCAGUCGUCGAUUACAACGUGCUGGAUCCGCAGAGAAUGAGUUGCAGUCGAAAAUCUCGAGACUCGGUGAAAGAACUGAGUCCUGCCAACACGACAAUAAUGCCCUGAAGCAAGACUUGGCUAACACGCGGUGUGAGUGUGAGCGUUAUCGAAACCUUUACCAAGAGAUGCAAAGCAAAGAGUCUAGCAUAUCUGAGGAACGGUCAGAGGCACAGCGAACUCGUCUUGAAGUGCUACAACUGCAAUCGCGUCUAUCAGCACGUGAGGAAGAGUCAAGUCGAUGGACAGAACAAGUACGAACCACGGAAGAGCAGCUCAGAAAAACGAUGGAUAGUAGGGAUUCUUGCCAGGCACAGCUCAAGGUGGCCAAUGCCCAGCUGGAUGAGUUGCGAUUGCAAAAUGCCUCUCUUCGCUCCUCCCUGCACACUCUGGGCACGAAACCAGCACCAUCCUCGGGACUGGAUCAACGGCCAUCUCAAUCGAAAGGUAUGCCGACCUCUGCUUCAGGUGGUUCUGCUGCUGCUGCUACAGACCACCAGCGUAUGGCGGCGGGUGAUACUAUAUAUUUAAACGUGACAUCACCAACACGAGUAUUAUCGCAUGGAAGCACAGGGGAUAGGACAGGGUAUGAGGUCAGCGUCACUGCUCCCGUCUCGUAUUCUACUGAUCUACCGCAUCUCCAAAAUGCUGUACCACCUGCAGCAGCGGCAGCAGUAGCAGUUUUAGCACCGGCAAGCCAACCUCAGGCUGCCUACAGUCUGUUGUCUAGACAGAAUUUCCUCUCUACAGCAACAGCAGCAUCAACUGGCCCGGUGCAGUCAAUGCCACCAGCUAGAGUAGCAACAGAGCCACGCUUCACUACUGGUGAGGACAGCAUCAGGACUAUACCGGCGGACUCAGAACUGCUCUCCGCAACACCGUCCACUAUAAGCAAGUUCUCUGACAUGGGUUCGGUCAGUUCACUGACUACAUCAGAUUCAGAGCCAAGCACCAGUCGCCAUGCCAAUAUUGAAACGCAAACCACUGCAGCGGCAAUAGCGGAAAACCCGUAUUUAACACCCGCCGACAGGCGCAGUGAGGAGUGCAGGAGCGGCCACGUGGAGGCAGCACGUAUGCCUAGCCAUGGACUAGCAAACGGUGGGCAUGAUGAUGGUGAUGUGACGUCAUCGUUCACUGCCAGCACGGCACAGCUCUUAGACUACAGCUCCACAUCAGGUGACUUAUCCCGGCAUACUGGCAUUAGCACUGAUACUGCAGUAGCAUCGGGAGGAACAUCUACACAAGCGCAGGCAACAUCAGCUCAACCAGCUGGUCACUCCGGCCCUAUACCGAUGAUGAGCGAAGAGUUUAUGCACGAUUUCCUCACCGAUCACAUGUCUGUCUUACAGACACGCAUUGAAGAAACAAUAGAGAAAUUAGGAUUAACAAAAGAAGCCACAUAGCCACUGUACAUGCCCUAGUGCAGCACAAUUAUUAGUUCACGCACACAUGUCCAGCUAAUAUCUGUUGAUCUUAGUAUUGAUUGCUAGUUCCCUUGACUGCAAUAUCUGACACAAUGCGAACAGCAUAGGAAGAAAUGGCAUUGCAAGUCUGUUACCAGUCCGUUACCAGAACUUUGUGAAGAAAGGUCUUCUUUCACAGUCUUUCACAAUGCGUUCAUCAUCCAUUGCCUUUUGUGCUAGUACCACCGUGCACUGUAGCCACUGGAUUUGCUGCUGUCUUCCUCUUUCUGCGGACUGGUCAUGUCUGUGACCGCUUCAUUCCUGGCCUAUCCUCUCUUACUUUGAUAAGAAAUAUUUACUUUUUGCUGUUAUCAGUUCCGACUGACCCGGGCUAUCACACUGAACUAGACAACAACAAUAUAGACUUUUUUAUUGGUAGUUUUGCUCCAAGCCAUAAUUAUUAUGUUUUUAUUCAAGAUUUUGCCAACACCCCUUAGGGCACAUACAAUGUACAUGUCAUCUUUACCAAACAAUCUGUCAUUGUCUUUCCCUUUCCUGCCACCUGCUCAUAGAAUACUGUGUUAAAAUACCAUAAGUAUAGCGUCAAUUUGUUGAUAUUGAGUGGACCAAAGUUACUUGAGCUGACUACAACGAAACUGAA